AGCGCAGAGUCUCCAAGAUGAAUGCAUCAACGUAUGGGAGGUUGCUCCUGUCAUCUAAUGUUGGGAACCUAACAUUGAAAUGGAUGACAAUUUGGUUAUUACCAUGCAUGCUCUGGGAAUUUUACACGUGCAUGUCAUUUGCUUGUGGAAGCUUACUUGGAGGGUAAUGAUUAAUGAACUCAUUUAGCAAACAUACUUGAUGAAGACUGUCAUCUGGCCAGAAAUUGAACAAGCAAAAUAACUACACAGCUUCUGGAAAACCUGUGAUAGCGAACUGUGGGAAUGGUUGCUUAUUGCACACCGAUUCAAAGGCGUAGAGAUCUUUCAUAAUCGAACAUGAGAUGUCUACAAAAAUGGACUUCAUUGGAUUUAAGCCUAGUCUAACUUUUCUCAAGCCAGGAGACUACAAAGUACGAUUUGAACUUGGUGGAUGGGACAAUGAACAAGAAAUUGCGGAGUAUGCUGUCUUCAGAAUAGGUAAAGAGGGAAGUGAAUAUACAUUAGCUCUUAGUGGUUAUAAUUCUACAGGGACUAGUACUGCCAAAGAUGGAACGGUUUCUGGCAACGAUAACCAACCUUUUCGCACAAAUUGGAUGCCAGGUGAGGGAAAGAGGAGAGAGGUUUUCAGUUUAUCCGGACAGUCCAACGUGUGAUAUAAAUCGUGGAUGUAUGUAUUUGAAUGGGUUUCCCGGAUCUAUGUAUCUUAUAAUGAAAUGAAAAUGAAAAUAAAACCAUCAACAUAGAGCAUACAGAGACAAUACUUGUAUGUUCCUAUGUUAAGAAAUGUGGGUGAGAUAAAAUAAAUCAAUGAUACAUCAUAUUAUCAUGGUUUUUGUCUGUUUUAUACCAGCAUU
Molecule: messenger RNA, 854 nt
Organism: Owenia fusiformis
Lineage: Eukaryota; Metazoa; Annelida; Polychaeta; Sabellida; Oweniidae
Source: the annotation of a GenBank genome assembly